Callorhinchus milii (elephant shark) is the source of this 587-nucleotide messenger RNA. Its product is annotated as TSC22 domain family protein 1-like. The transcript has 3 exons. The record is from RefSeq and is a predicted model, not a curated record. Bases 41 to 397 code for a protein of 118 amino acids. Gene Ontology annotation, biological process: regulation of transcription by RNA polymerase II. Lineage: Eukaryota; Metazoa; Chordata; Chondrichthyes; Chimaeriformes; Callorhinchidae.
CCCUUGGGUACAGUUUUGCCCCCCCCCCCUCUCCCGGGCCAUGACAUUGCGGCCGCUGUACUCCCCCAGUCUCUUUAGGAGAAGGGAUCGAGGUUCAGGAGCUGCCGCGGUGCCGAUAGACAACAAGAUUGAGCAGGCAAUGGACCUGGUGAAGAUCCACCUGAUGGUUGCUGUGCGUGAGGAGGUGGAGGUCCUGAAGGAGCAGAUUAAAGACCUCGUAGAGAAAAACUCACAGCUGGAACAGGAGAAUUCUUUGCUAAAACAGCUGUUCAGCUCUGAGUCCUGCACCCAAUCCCUGGCCAGCCCAGUCGUGACACCCAGUGUGAAGGGAAUAGAUCACACGCUCCAUCUGCAGAGGGACACUGCCCCGUCGCACCAGCUGCAAAAAUAUCAGUGAGACAUCCUGAUGGUGACAGUGAGGAUACCCUGAACAGGGAGGCCAUCAGGUCAAUGAUUGUGUCUCAAGAGUGAGACGCUCCACAGGACCACAAGCUCAAAGAUGAAGAAGGCCCUUCAGCCAAAAUGAUCUCAUCUCGAACCUUCAGAAGCCCCGCCCUCCCCACCACUGUCCCGCCCUUCCCCAUCGC